This is a messenger RNA of Drosophila eugracilis, 863 nucleotides long. RefSeq names its product peroxiredoxin-6 (gene Prx6a). Lineage: Eukaryota; Metazoa; Arthropoda; Insecta; Diptera; Drosophilidae. Gene Ontology annotation, molecular function: peroxiredoxin activity. Bases 103 to 771 code for a protein of 222 amino acids. Gene Ontology annotation, biological process: cellular oxidant detoxification; cell redox homeostasis. The record is from RefSeq and is a predicted model, not a curated record. Gene Ontology annotation, cellular component: mitochondrion; cytosol. The transcript has 3 exons.
GGUUACUCUGCACAAUCAGCUGAUUUCAAUUUUGCGGCAAUUUUGUUUCUCAUAUAUCUAAAGCUCGUAAUCCUCUCCUUCCUUUUUUUCAAAAAUUAUAAAAUGUCCGGAAAAGCUUUGAAUAUUGGUGAUCAGUUUCCAAACUUCUCGGCUGAAACUAGUGUGGGAAAAAUUGAUUUUUACGAUUGGAUGGGCGAUAGCUGGGCUAUUCUUUUCUCCCAUCCGGCUGAUUUUACGCCCGUCUGCACUACGGAAUUAUCCCGAGUUGGGGCCUUAGUUCCGGAAUUUCUAAAACGUGGAGUCAAGCCGAUUGCUUUGUCCUGCGACACCGUGGAUUCGCACAAGCGAUGGAUCGAAGACAUUAAAAGCUUUGGAAAGCUUAGCAACUUCGAUUAUCCCAUCAUUGCGGAUGACAAGCGGCAGCUGGCCCUCAAGUUCAACAUGCUUGAUAAGGAUGAGAUCAAUGAUGAGGGUAUUCCUCUCACAUGUCGCGCUGUUUUCAUUGUGGAUGACAAGAAGAAGCUUCGUCUUUCCAUCCUGUAUCCUGCCACAACAGGUCGCAAUUUCGAUGAAAUCCUCCGAGCUAUCGAUUCGCUUCAUUUGACCCAAACGAAGAGUGUGGCCACGCCUGCAGAUUGGCAAAAGGGCGGCAAGUGCAUGGUUUUGCCAACUGUCAAAGCCGAAGAAGUGCCAAAGUUGUUUCCCAAAGGCAUCGAAACAAUUGAAGUUCCCUCCGGAAAGAAUUAUCUAAGGAUCACUCCUCAGCCCUAAGAAUGCAACAGCCGUUUUUCAAGUAUGAUUUAUUACAAAAAUUAUAAUUAACAACAAAAUAAUGCACAAUAAAGUAUACGCUUACAACCGUA